UGUAUUAUAUAGAUUAUGGCGAAGGAUAUGGGGGUGGCGGAGCAGGGGUCUUACUCCGCCAAGGACUACCAGGAUCCGCCACCGGCACCGCUAAUCGACGUGGAGGAGCUGACCAAGUGGUUGUUUUACAGGGCUUUGAUUGCGGAGUUCAUUGCCACGCUUUUGUUCCUUUACAUUACGAUUUUGACGGUGAUUGGUUACAAGAGCCAGGUUAACCCGGUCAAGAAUGCUGACCAGUGUGGCGGCGCUGGGAUUCUCGGCAUAGCUUGGGCUUUUGGUGGCAUGAUCUUUGUGCUUGUUUACUGCACUGCUGGAAUUUCUGGAGGACACAUAAACCCAGCAGUGACAUUUGGGCUGUUCUUGGCUCGGAAAGUGUCGCUGAUUCGAGCAGUGAUGUACAUGGUGGCUCAGUGCUUGGGUGCCAUAUGCGGAGUUGCGCUUGUGAAGGCCUUCCAGAGCUCCUACUACGACGUCUACGGCGGUGAUGCUAACGAGCUCUCCACCGGCUACAGCAAGGGCACCGGCUUGGGCGCCGAGAUCAUCGGAACAUUCGUGCUCGUCUACACCGUCUUCUCCGCCACCGAUCCCAAGAGGAGCGCCAGAGACUCCCAUGUCCCUGUAUUGGCACCACUUCCAAUUGGGUUCGCUGUGUUCAUGGUUCACCUAGCCACCAUUUCGGUCACCGGCACUAGCAUCAACCCUGCUAGGAGCCUUGGAGCUGCUGUUAUUUACAACCAAGAAAAGGCUUGGCAUGACCAUUGGAUGUUUUGGGUAGGACCCUUCAUUGGUGCAGCCAUUGCAGCCUUCUACCACCAGUUCAUCUUGAGAGCUGGAGCCAUUAAAGCUCUCUGGUCUUUCAGGAGCAGCUCCCAUGUCUGAUUUUUCAGAAAGUUAAAAAAAAAAA
This is a messenger RNA of Camellia sinensis, 904 nucleotides long. Its product is annotated as putative aquaporin PIP2-5. The record is from RefSeq and is a predicted model, not a curated record. Gene Ontology annotation, biological process: transmembrane transport. Lineage: Eukaryota; Viridiplantae; Streptophyta; Magnoliopsida; Ericales; Theaceae. Gene Ontology annotation, cellular component: membrane. Gene Ontology annotation, molecular function: channel activity.